Trichogramma pretiosum is the source of this 1446-nucleotide messenger RNA. Its product is annotated as zinc finger protein 277. The transcript has 7 exons. NCBI's taxonomy places the organism in Eukaryota, Metazoa, Arthropoda, Insecta, Hymenoptera, Trichogrammatidae. The record is from RefSeq and is a predicted model, not a curated record. The coding region runs from base 122 to 1399 and encodes 425 amino acids.
CGCAUCGGCAUUCAAAAAAGCUGAUUUUCGUCUGCUUAUUGUUGUAUCUGGCUGCACGUGUACUCUUUAAUGUCUAAUCGUAAUAGAUUAGAUUAUUUAUAAAAUCUGAUGUUGAUUAUUCAUGAUAAUAAUUCAAUUUUUUAUCCCAGUUGACUUCGGAGAAAAGAAUUUUCUAAAAUUAGCAAAGAUGCAAAAUCACUCGACACCCUGCAAGUCACAAUUCAUCGAUUUGGAUGAUAAUCCGGCUGAAAUGGCUUGUUUACUAUGUGAUUCUAUGUUUUUAUUACCCACAAAUAAACAGGAGUUUUUGGAGCAUUUAAUGAAAGAUCAUAGCUUAAUUAUAGGAGAUGUUGAUAAAAUAGCUAGUCUUAAAUCCUAUAUUAGAUAUUGGAAAGUGAGAUUCAGAGGACAACUUCUUACAACGUUUUGUACAACUUUGAAAGAAGAUAAACCUAAAGAUUCUUCCUCUGGUGAUAAUCAACUUAAAACAGACUAUUAUUUUAUGCUCUCGGACUGCUUGGCAGAAGAUAAGGCAUUACGAGAUGAAUUAAGUAGAGCAAAACUGGAAUAUGUUUGUGCUGUACAAGUCAAAGAAAGGUCGGAUACAUCAUUCAAAAGAGGAUGUAUGUUUUGCAGGACAGAUUUUGCUGGCUCUCGAAUUGAAUAUUUAAAGCAUCUAACUUCAAAACAUAAUAUUAUAUUUGGGAAACUAGAAAAUCUAGUUUUCAUCGAUGAAUAUCUUGAUAAAUUAGAAGAAUGUAUUGAAAAUUUAACUUGCAUUUAUUGCGAAGGAAAGUUCAAAGAUAGACUUGUAUUGAAAGAACACAUGCGCAAAAAACUUCACAAAAAAGUCAAUCCAAAUAACAAAGUGUAUGACAAAUUUUAUCUUACAAGUUACUAUCGAACAGACAAUCGGCAGACUCAUAACAAAGUUGACGUUGAAGUUAAUGAAGAUUUACAUGAGGAAAGUGAAGAAGAAAAAAGUGAUGAGUGGGAAACAUGGAAAACUGAAUACAUCAAAGUGAGACACUGCUUAUUUUGUAAUCAUACAACAGAUGAUUUUCAUGCAAUUUUGGAUCAUAUGAAAUUAGUUCACAAUUUUGAUUUGAAAGAUGCAACACAAGGACGCGAUUAUUAUGACAAGGUCAAAAUAGUUAAUUAUAUACGACGUCAAAUGAGAGAAUCAAAAUGCAUGUAUUGCGAAGAAGUUCAAACAGAUUGUCUCUCACAUAUGAAAGAACAAAAUCAUUUUAAAUUACCAAUUGAAAAGAUUUGGGUCUUCCCUGAAUAUUUUUUUCCAAUUAUAGAAAACGAUGAAAUUUUAGGUGACUUAGAUACUGAUAGUGAUGAAAAAAUAGAAACAGAACUUAAGAAUAACAUAUCUAAUAUUGAAAUAUAAUUUUAUGAAUUUUAUUUAUAUAAUGUAAUUUUUAUAAAUUGAAGAAU